Molecule: messenger RNA, 708 nt
Organism: Aspergillus versicolor CBS 583.65
Lineage: Eukaryota; Fungi; Ascomycota; Eurotiomycetes; Eurotiales; Aspergillaceae
Exons: 2
Coding region: 1-708 (235 amino acids)
Biological process (GO): nucleolar large rRNA transcription by RNA polymerase I
Cellular component (GO): RNA polymerase I upstream activating factor complex
Molecular function (GO): RNA polymerase I cis-regulatory region sequence-specific DNA binding
Source: RefSeq, a predicted model, not a curated record
AUGUCGUCCCACAGAUCGCAAUUCUUGGACGAAAGCAUCACCCAUAAAGACCAAGAAGAACGUCCCGCUGAAAGGCAGCGGAAGCGGCGGGCAAAUGUUUACGAUGCUGUCGCUGGUCGCGUGAAUGCGCACGGGUUUAUACCCGCCACUCCGUACGCCUCUAAAUACCGCGACACAGCAUCAUCCAGUAGCCGGGCCCUCCCUCCAGAGGAGGUUCUGUUCCGUCGAGAGGGCAUGCCAGUCCGCUACGAGGAGACGGACCGAUAUUUCGCGCACGAGAAUCUGCCGGCUGACCAGCCGCUUCCCAGCUCCGAGCUCCUGGAGUCCAUCCACGCCUACACCGCGGACUAUUACGACCAGGCACUUGGGCCGAAUGGGCGAGCCAACCAGUAUAGCAUGAACGGGAAGUCAUUGAUGUUCAUGGGCGUGCUCCUUGAGGAAUUGGCCAAGGAGUCGCUAGGUGACACUGGUGACUUGGCGCUGGUUGAAGGGGAUGAUUUGCCCGCGGACGAGCCGACCUCGAAACUUGGGCGGAGGAUGGGACGCAAACGGGCGAAUAGUCGGCGCAGCAGCAUCUAUGCGAGCUCUGGUGAAGAUCUGGAUAGUGUUGUGAAACGGAAGAAACGGUCUAAGAAGCGGAGAUUGACCCGCCGGGCUUCUACUACUGAUAUCGAUACGGAGCCUGAAGCUGGACGGCGAGGCUCAUGA